UAUUCAAAAUCCAUCAAACACCCGUUCAACGCUUUUCAAGUCGUCCUCUACAAAUCAGACGGGGUAGGAGUAAGGAGUCGGACGGACCAAACCCAUCAUCACAAUUCAGUGAUUCACAACUACCGCCCCGACCAUUUCUUUGCUUCACUUUCAAACUCUCAAAUUACCCAAAUGCCAUUCAGCCAUUGUUUGUGCUGAGUUUGCAGAUUCCGGUGACCAUGAGGACAGAUGUGUCAUAUCAAGUGCUCAAAGGCCCCGGAAGAAUCUUAAAAAUACUCAUUCACAAACAACCACUCUUGUUUGAAACUGUCAGCAACGAAAACUCGAAAUUAUUAACCCAAAAAUGUAGAAGAAAUGACACUCUGUUUCAAUCUUCUCUGCAAACUUCGCCUUAGGUUUUACGGGUGUAAUGGUUCGGCCAUGGAUUCUUCCUUCUACUUUCUAUUUCUUUUUCUUGUUUUCUUUUCUUCCCUUCUCUUCUUCUCAGCCGAAUCCUCCGCAGAACAUCGAAACUUUCUUUCCGACUCCAACGUUCAAUUCUACGAACGACGUUACCAGUCUGUCGGUAAAUGAGACAUCGUUACCACCGACCCCAGUGAACCCACCCUCGCACUUGCACACGCAAACAGUCGUUAAGGCCAUCGCAAUUACUGCUGCCUGCACUCUUGUUGUUGCCGGGGUCUUCUUCUUUUUCCUUCAAAGAUAUACCAUCAAACGACUUCGCCGCCGUGAUGACCAAAACCAGACGGUUUUUCGUCGCGAUCAAGUUGUGGUUUCCCGUGAUGAUUUCAGGCGAUAUGAUCUUAAAGGGGUGAUUGUUGAUGAGAAUGGAUUGGAUGUGUUGUAUUGGAGGAAGCUUGAGGGUGGACAGAAAAAGAGAAGUUUCCGUAAGGUCAGACAACAGCUCGACGAUGGAGAAGAAGAAUUGGACGCCCGUAAACAAGAGCGACGCAGGAGAACUGAACCAAUUCAGGAAAUUCCUCUGCUUCAUGAGAGCUCUUCAGCUUCCUCUUCGGAAAUUAGGCGGGAAACACGAGAUCCACGUCGAGAAGAGGCUAGCUCACCCAUAUAUGAUUGGAUUCCUCUACACGAAGUGGACAGACCACCGUCGCCAACUCCACCACCAACUCCUCCACUGCUAGCAGCCUCACCUGCGCGACCUCCAGUAUCGACACCCUCGCCUAGACCAAUUCCGGCAUCAGUGCCCCCACCUUCAUUACCACCACCGCCGCCGUCACCACAUCCACUAUCAGCGCGCCCACCUGUGUCAUCAACAUCACCGCCACCACCACCACCUCCUCCUCCCCGUCCUCCACAAAUUUCAGAGGCGAUUCCAGCGAAUAGAAGCCCUGUAGCGCCUCCUCCUUCUCCUCCUCCCGCUCCUCGUCCUUCUCCGCAAACUUCAGAGGCGAUACCAACGAAGAAAAGUCCUGCACCUCCUCCUCCUCCUCGGCCGCAAAAUUCAGAGGCGAUUCCAGCGAAGAAGAGUCCUGCAGCGCCUCCUCCUCCUCCUCCACCAGUACCGCUGAAGAAAACGCCAGCACCACCGGCGCCACCACCUAAGCCGGGAGGUUUUGCUUCAUCGUCCAAAGUUCCUCCUCCGCCAAGAGGGAAAUCGAUCAAAAGUACACGUGCAGAGACUAAAUCAGAAGAGAGCACGAAGGAGAAAAGCUCUAGCCAAGUGAAACUCAAGCCUUUACACUGGGAUAAGGUGGCGGCUAAUGCCGAGCACUCUAUGGUGUGGGACAAGAUGAGUGAAGGCUCAUUCCGGUUUGACGACAAUCUCAUGGAAGCCCUGUUCGGUAGUGUUGCCACCAACCGGAAAUCCCCUGAAAGAACCAGGACGUCAACGGAUCCGAGUAGCUCCAACUCCGGUCAGCCUGCGCGCACCUUCAUCCUCGACCCACGGAAAUCCCAAAACAAAGCGAUAGUGCUUAGAUCUCUCGCCAUUUCUCGCCAAGAGAUCCUUGAUUCCAUCCUUGAGGGUCGUGGCCUUAGUGCUGAUACCCUUGAAAAGCUUACCAAAAUUGCCCCAACUAAAGAAGAAGAAGCCCGUCUACUUGGAUUCAGCGGCAAUCCCAGCAAGCUUGCCGACGCAGAAUCCUUCCUCUUCGACAUCCUCAAAGCUGUUCCCUCCGCCUUUUCUCGUCUCAACGCAAUGCUUUUCAGAUUAAACUACGAACCAGAAAUCCUCCAGUUGAAAGAGUCCUUACAGACGCUUGAAUUGGCUUGCAAGGAGCUACGAGCUCGUGGGCUUUUCUUCAAACUUUUAGAAGCCAUCCUUAAGGCAGGCAAUCUCAUGAAUGCUGGAACAGCAAGAGGGAAUGCCCAGGCGUUCAACCUUAAUUCGCUUCGAAAGCUCUCAGACGUUAAAAGCACAGAUGGCAAGACUACGCUCCUCCACUUUGUUGUGCAAGAAGUAGUUCGGAGCGAAGGGAAACGCUGUGUGAUCAACAGGAAUCACAGCCUCGGCAGAAGUUACAGUCGCAGCAGCAGCAGCAAUGGUAGUGGGAGCUCCGAGGCUUCAGCUGCAAAAGAAGAAAGACAAAGGGAAUAUAUAAUGCAUGGGUUGCCGGUGGUUGGAGGACUAAGCGUUGAGUUUUAUAACGUAAAGAAAUCAGCGGCAAUAGACUACGAUGCCUGCAUCAAAACAUGCUCCGUUCUAACAGCCCGCAUUGUCGAAAUUCGGGAGAUUUUUGAGAGAUGCAGUAUCAACGAGGGAGGUGGGUUUGUGAGGGAGAUGAAAGGGUUCUUGGAUAGAGCUGAAGAAGAGGUUAAGGCGUUGAAAAGGGAACAGACCAGGGUAAUGGAGCUUGUAAAGAGAACAACGGAGUAUUACCAGGCAGGGUAUUCGAAGGACAAAGGGGCUCACCCACUUCAGUUAUUUGUUAUAAUUAAAGAUUUUCUUGCCAUGGUUGAUCAGGCAUGUAUAGACAUUACUCAAGAGUUGCAGAGGAAGAAGAUAGAGAGCUCUCAUACACCAACACAAAUGUCACCCAUAAAGAGGAUUAUGGUGAAAUUUCCACAAUUGCCACCGCACUUCAUGUCUGAUAAAUCUAGGACCUCCUCUUCGAGUUCCACUGAUUCAGAUGAUGACUUCUAAAAUUAUCUACUUAAA
Molecule: messenger RNA, 3118 nt
Organism: Nelumbo nucifera (sacred lotus)
Lineage: Eukaryota; Viridiplantae; Streptophyta; Magnoliopsida; Proteales; Nelumbonaceae
Gene: FH8
Product: formin 8
Biological process (GO): actin nucleation; actin cytoskeleton organization
Molecular function (GO): actin filament binding
Source: RefSeq, a predicted model, not a curated record